AUGUGGAAUGCGGUAGCCGGAAGUACACCAGUGUGUAGUCGCCUUGCGGAUCGGCACUGUGGGAACGAUCGACAGUGCCCUAGGUGUGGGAUAGCUGAUGAAACGAUAAACCACAUGCUCUUUGAAUGUCCACUAGCAAAACAAGUGUGGCUGCUAUCAAAUAUUCACUCAACUCCGGGGUCCUUGCCGUGUAACAUACUCCUCUCCAACUUCGACUUCUUACUAUGGCGUCUAAAGGAGACUGGCGUACCAGAGAACAUUGCAUUCGGGGUGCCUUGGAUCUGUUGGUUUAUAUGGAAGGCAAGGAAUGAAAAAGUGUUUAAGGGUAAAGAUGUAGCACCUCAUGAAUCCCUCCAAAUGGCAUUCGCCGAAGCGGAUUCAUGGCUUGUAGCGCAAGUAGUGACAAGGUCCCUUGACACAGUCCCACCUACGGACAAUAUUUCUACACAUAACUCAAAUGUAAUGUACCCGAGAUGCCAGGUAGAUGCAUCAUGGGUACAUAACAAUCCCACUUUUGGAGGUGGUCUCGUUCUGGAUAUCGAUGAGGAUACGGGUUCGUUUGCAAGCACGCAAGUCCUCACUCCGCUACAUGCAGAGUUUCACUCUUUGAUUUGGGCCAUGAAAGCAAUAAGGCAGUUGGGAUAUGUCUCAGUUUCUUUUGAAACCGACUGCCUGCAGCUAGUCAAGCUCGUUGAAGAAAAAGAAGAAGAUUGGCCAUCUUUGGCCUCUGAGUUAGAAGAUUUUCGUUUCACACGUUUAACUUUCUUAUCAUUCUCUUUAACUUUCAUACCACGCAUUGUUAAUGUCCGUGCCGACUCCUUAGCUAAGGAAGCUCGAACACGAGGCUCUUGUUUCUCCCAUGUAAACUCCUGUUUUUCGAGCGAAACUGUCCCUAGGGCAGCUCCGUUUGUUACUAUCUAA
Molecule: messenger RNA, 921 nt
Organism: Microthlaspi erraticum
Lineage: Eukaryota; Viridiplantae; Streptophyta; Magnoliopsida; Brassicales; Brassicaceae
Source: the annotation of a GenBank genome assembly